CAAUUUUUUUGAUUUUUAUUUCUGGGGUUGAAUGAAUGGUCUGAUCCUGAGCUUAAUUUUUAACCAUUGAAGGUAGGUUUCAUUGCAUUCAAUAUUUUUCCUCCGAUAUGUGAUGUCAUUUCACUCGUUAGUCGUUAGUCAUUUGCAAUGCAAUAAGCUAGGCACAUAACGAAGCUGAAGCUGCAUUCUUGAUUCAGAUUAAGCAAGUUGGUUUCUAACCUGCUGAAAAUGGGAGGGGGCGGCCGGCCUUACGAGAUUCCUGACUGGAGGAAGUACAAGGUGGAAGACGCCCCAGAGCUGGUCAAUGUGCGAAAUGCCUUGGCUCAAAAGGGGUUGAAGGAUCCAUGGCUGAGGAACGAGGUGUGGAAGUACGACCAGAAGAUGUUCCUCAAGCCCAACGAGCGGAUGACGCGGUUCUUUUUCCGCGGCUUCAAGUACGCGGCGGCAGCGAUGGUGGUGACCAUUGCGGCCGACAAACUGGGUCUGCUCGGCUCCAGUGAUCACGGUCACGGUCACCACUGAGGGACGGGGAGGUACGGCCGCCGGGGAGGGAACGCAGCUGAGGGUCAGGACGGAUGGAAACUGGAAACUCAAGGACAGCAGGCUCUCGGUCAAAGGAGGUCUACAACCAUAACCGGAGGUCUAGAGGUGUGGAACAACCGGGAUGAAAGAGAUAGAUCUUCGUAGGGGGACUGCUUGGUUCAGAAUGUUGGUUCGGCUCCAGGCAAAUAACGAUCAUGUGUGUCUUCUCCUCUGAUAUUUCUCGACGCCCGGUUGAAGUAUGAUAAUGUAAAUCGCCUACUCCAGUGUGGACAGCCGCUGGCACAGUGUGGCUGAGACGCUGUGGACCGUCACUGAUGUACGUAGUCGUACAUUGACCAUGUGUAAAUAUAGCGAGAGACUGUGUGA
This is a messenger RNA of Amphibalanus amphitrite, 909 nucleotides long. Its product is annotated as NADH dehydrogenase [ubiquinone] 1 beta subcomplex subunit 3-like. Gene Ontology annotation, biological process: mitochondrial respiratory chain complex I assembly; electron transport chain. The transcript has 3 exons. Gene Ontology annotation, cellular component: mitochondrion. NCBI's taxonomy places the organism in Eukaryota, Metazoa, Arthropoda, Thecostraca, Balanomorpha, Balanidae. The coding region runs from base 229 to 522 and encodes 97 amino acids. The record is from RefSeq and is a predicted model, not a curated record.